Molecule: messenger RNA, 750 nt
Organism: Meloidogyne enterolobii
Lineage: Eukaryota; Metazoa; Nematoda; Chromadorea; Rhabditida; Meloidogynidae
Source: the annotation of a GenBank genome assembly
AUGCUGCAAGCACCUACUGCCCCUAUUUCUGCUGCUAAAUUUGUUGCAUAUGUACAGGAAAGACGCAAAAAGAGGAUAUUGUUUAAAGGGGAAUUUCUAAUGAUUCAACGUUCAGUAGACCCUCAAAGGUUGACAACUGAAGUUGGAAUUCGGAUGGGGGAAAAAAAUCAAUAUCCAGAUACGUUGCCUUACGAUCAAAAUCGAGUAAUUCUCGAACACAGGCCAGGCGUAGAAGAUUCUCAUUAUAUUAAUGCUUCUUAUGUUAAUAGUUGGCUUCGAGAACGUGCCUAUGUUGUAACGCAAUCUGUUAGAAACAAACAAGCCAGUAAUGAAUUUUGGCGGUGUGUUUGGGAAAUUGGUGCAAAUACAAUAGUUAUGCUCACAAAAAUUUUUGAUUUUAUGCGCGUUGUUUGCCUUCAAUAUUGGCCUCAAACACAAUUCCAAUUUGGAGAAAUUCAUGUAGAGACUUUGGAUACACGAACAUAUGCUCAUUUUGUAAUUCGAACAUUUCGACUUCGCAAAACAGGCGGUGUUGGAGAUUUAACAACAACUUCAACAGAUGGAAAAGGUGAAACACUAAGGAAUAUUAAUGACAAUUCUGAAGAAAGAAUUGUUAAACAUUUUCACUUUACAGAGUGGGAAUUGAAUUCAUUUCCAUAUAUUUCUGCUUUUGUUGAAGUUCGUCGACGAGUAAGACAAUGGAUGGAAAGGAGCCCAGUUGAUUCCCCAAUUGUUGUACAUUGCAGGUAA